ACUUCCGGGUCAGAGCGCGCGUACUUCCUGCCAAGAUGGCGGCGCCCAGCAGAGUCAGGUGCGGGCGGCUCUGAGUCUCGGAGCGGCCGCAGCCCGAGGUCCUGGAGAUCCCCGGGAGCCGACCCCUCAGGACGCCGGGGCUGCCCCAGCGGCGACCACCUCCCGCGCAGCACAGCGUUCUGCACGCACGGCCCAUGGCGGACGAGGGCUCGGGGGGCAGCCGCCUGCCCCUGGCGCUGCCCCCAGCCUCCCAGGGUUGCUCCUCGGGGGGCAGCGGCUCCGCGGCGGGGGGCUCGGGCAACUCGCGGCCCCCGCGCAGCCUGCCGGGCCUGCUGCAGAUGGCGAUCACGGCGGGCGCGGAGGAGCCGGACCCCCCUCCGGAGCCCAUGAGCGAGGAGAGGCGUCAGUGGCUGCAGGAGGCCAUGUCGGCCGCCUUCCGGGGCCAGCAGGAGGAGGUGGAGCAGAUGAAAAGCUGCCUCCGCGUGCUGUCGCAGCCUGUGCCCUCUGCAGCCACCGAGGCCGAGCUGGCCAGCGACCAGCAGGAGCGCGAGGGCGCGCUGGAGCUGCUGUCCGACCUGUGUGAGAACAUGGACAAUGCCGCAGACUUCUGCCAGCUGUCGGGCAUGCACCUGCUGGUGGGCCGGUACCUGGAGGCGGGGGCGGCGGGGCUGCGGUGGCGCGCGGCGCAGCUCAUCGGCACGUGCAGCCAGAACGUGGCGGCCCUCCAGGAACAGGUGCUGGGCCUCGGCGCCCUGCGCAAGCUGCUGCGGCUGCUCGACCGGGACUCCUGCGACACCGUGCGCGUCAAGGCCCUCUUCGCCAUCUCCUGCCUGGUUCGCGAGCAGGAGGCUGGGCUGCUGCAGUUCCUGCGUCUGGACGGCUUCUCUGUGCUGAUGCGGGCCAUGCAGCAGCAGGUGCAGAAGCUCAAGGUCAAGUCGGCCUUCCUGCUGCAGAACCUGCUGGUGGGCCACCCUGAGCACAGAGGGACCCUGUGCUCCAUGGGGAUGGUGCAGCAGCUGGUGGCCCUCGUGCGGACAGAACACAGCCCCUUCCACGAGCAUGUGCUAGGAGCCCUGUGCAGCCUGGUGACGGACUUCCCCCAGGGCGUGCGCGAGUGCCGGGAGCCGGAGCUGGGCCUGGAGGAGCUCCUGCGCCACCGCUGCCAACUGUUGCAGCAGCACGAGGAGUACCAGGAGGAGCUGGAGUUUUGCGAAAAGCUGCUGCAGACCUGUUUCUCCAGCCCUACGGACGACAGCAUGGACCGAUGAAGCCAGGCGGCCUCCUGCCCUCUCCGAGGAACCCAGGCCUCUGCGCCCCUCCCUGUUCACGGGGCCCUCUCUGGAGUGACUAAAGGGCCUCCUUGGUGCCUGGGCCCGGCGUGCCAGACGUGCCAGCAUGUCUGCGUAGGUCCCAGGAGGAGGUGUGGCUGCUUGGACUCCACCUCCCGUGCUGUCCCCGUAUCCCUGUCUCUUGUCCGCGGUCUCCCAUGCUGUCCCCGUGUCCCUGUCUCUUGUCCGCGGUCUCCCAUGCUGUCCCCCGUGUCCCUGUCUCUUGUCCAGUCUCCCAUACUGUCCCCGUGUCCCUGUCUCUUGUCCGCGGUCUCCCAUGCUGUCCCCCGUGUCCCUGUCUCUUGUCCAGUCUCCCAUACUGUCCCCGUGUCCCUGUCUCUUGUCCGCGGUCUCCCAUGCUGUCCCCCGUGUCCCUGUCUCUUGUCCAGUCUCCCAUACUGUCCCCGUGUCCCUGUCUCUUGUCCGCGGUCUCCCAUGCUGUCCCCCAUGUCCCUGUCUCUUCUCCGUGGUCUCCCAUGCUGUCCCCGUAUCCCUGUCUCUUCUCCGUGGUCUCCCAUGCUGUCCCCCGUGUCCCUGUCUCUUGUCCACAGUCUCCCAUGCUGUCCCCCGUGUCCCUGUCUCUUCUCCGUGGUCUCCCAUGCUGUCCCCCGUAUCCCUGUCUCUUCUCCGUGGUCUCCCAUGCUGUCCCCGUAUCCCUGUCUCUUGUCCGUGUCCUCCCAUGCUGUCCCCCGUGUCCCUGUCUCUUGUCCGCGUCCUCCCAUGCUGUCCCCCGUGUCCCUGUCUCUUGUCCGCGGUCUCCCAUGCUGUCCCCCGUGUCCCUGUCUCUUCUCCGUGGUCUCCCAUGCUGUCCCCGUGUCCCUGUCUCUUGUCCGCGUCCUCCCAUGCUGUCCCCCGUGUCCCUGUCUCUUGUCCACAGUCUCCCAUGCUGUCCCCCGUGUCCCUGUCUCUUGUCCACAGUCUCCCAUGCUGUCCCCCGUGUCCCUGUCUCUUGUCCACAGUCUCCCAUGCUGUCCCCCGUGUCCCUGUCUCUUGUCUGCGUCCUCCCAUACUGUCCCCCGUGUCCCUGUCUCUUGUCCACGGCCUCCCAAUAAAGAUGCUUCUCCUGCUUCCUCCUCUGCUGUCUGUCACCCCCUGUGCAUGGAGAGGAUAGGAGGGGCACAAACUCUGGGGACUUGGGAGCCCCUGCAGGAAUAAAGUGUUGCUCUUCAGA
Lepus europaeus (European hare) is the source of this 2499-nucleotide messenger RNA. It is a transcript of the gene HSPBP1, whose product is annotated as HSPA (Hsp70) binding protein 1. The record is from RefSeq and is a predicted model, not a curated record. The coding region runs from base 195 to 1268 and encodes 357 amino acids. The transcript has 8 exons. NCBI's taxonomy places the organism in Eukaryota, Metazoa, Chordata, Mammalia, Lagomorpha, Leporidae.